AUGAAUACUGGCAGUGCCUCUGGUUCUAACAAUCCACACAGCAAUAGCCAUAGCGGCGAGAACAGUCAGAACGAUCAUAAUAUCCAGAGCAGAGAGAAUGAUUCUGCUAGUCAGACCAAUCAGACCAGUCAAAGUAGUCAAAACAGUCAGACCAGUCAAAGUGGUCCAAGCGGCCUGACCAGUCUAAUUGGCCAAAGUGGUCAAAGUGGCCCAAGUGGUCAGAGUUCUCAUGGUAAUUCAGUUGGACAUGCUAAACACUACAACAGUGGCAGCUAUAGUGGCCAAAAUAGUAUCCACAACAGUCGUCGUACCAGCGCUUACAGUGUAAGUAGCAGCGGGAGUGGCUAUGCUUAUGGACAAUCACACUCUCAUGGCCAUUCAUAUGGCUAUGGAUCAGCAUAUCCUCAUACUCAUGGUAAUGCCUAUUCCAACAGUAAUCACGGGCAUUCUUUUGGCCAUGCUCACGGUCUAGCUCACGGUCAGAACCAAGGUCAGAGCCAAGGUCAUGGUUUUGGACAGGGUCAUGGACAGGGUCAUGGACAGGGUCAUGGACAUGGUCACCCUGGUCACAAUCAUGGUCACGGGCAUGGUUACGGUUUUGGCUAUGGUAAUAUCCAUGGUCAACAAUCAUAUAAUCAGGGCCAGUCAUCGGAUCACCCAGAUAAUGCUGAUAUUGGCGGGUAUUCAUUGGCAGAUGCCAUGAACGCUGGAUCUUCUGCAUAUUCCGGACCAGGUUCCGCAUAUAAACAGCGUAGUUCGUCGUUGGUCGAUGAUAAUGGAAUGCUCAUGGAAUUGGAUCCUGAAGCUGCUCUUAUUGCUGCUGAUAAUGCUAUUACGGCUUCCGAGGCAUUGGCUGUUAGUGGUGCUGCUUCGACUCUUCAUAGCGAGGCAGGCUCUCCACUACGGAGCCAUCGUAAUAGUUAUUUGUUUGGUCCUAAUAAGUCAUUUCUUUCAAGUUUGGCAGAGGAAAACGCCGCUUUUGCCUAUACCAAUGCACCCAAUUUCACUGAUUUUGACGCUAGAUUUGGCAACAGUUUACCAUCUUGUGCUAUUUAUGAAACUGAUAACGAAGACGACGAAUUGCUUAGUGUUGAGGAUGGUGCUGCUCCUUUACAUCAUCAAGGAUCUGUGGCAGGCUCAAUUCCUGGUUCUUUCGCAGGUUCAUAUGCCGGUUCUUAUGCGGGAUCACGAGCUGGGUCCGUUGCUGGGUCUGUAGCAGGAUCUGUGGCAGGUUCCAUUGCUGAAUCCAUGGCUGGAAGUGAUUAUAUGAUGCAUCAUCAAUUCUAUACACCAGAAGCACCUAAUCUUCAUAAUCUAGCACCAGAAAUUCUGUCGCUCAUCUUACAAGAAGUCAUGCUACAAGCACCAACCGGCACGGGUCCAUCCGCUUUAGCUAGGAUUUUACCCACUUGUUUUUCUAUGUAUGAUGUUGGUAUUCCCGUGCUUUAUCGACGCGUCUCCUUCCCUAAGCCACAUACUUUUGACAAAUUCCGAAGAUCUAUUGAGAAAUCAGGAUAUGGAAUUCUCGUUAGAGCUCUUGAUUUCAGUACAUUUACCAGUGUAGGUCUAGGUAGAACUGGAAAGAUGAUGAUGGAAAUUCAAAUGGUCACUUCAUCCACUAUUCUAAGCGCACUAGAAAUGUGUCCUAACUUGCAUGAGUUUUCUAUGGCCGAAUCUAUUGAUAUGGAUCUCGAUUCGAGAAUUAUCAAUCAUUUGAUUGAGAAUACCCCUCUUCUAGAUGCAAUUGAUUUCACGGGUUCCACCAGCAAACCUGGCUUUAUUCAUGCCUUGGAACAUUCCAUUUUCUCAUUCGACUCCCACCCAAUCGAAAACCUAACCAAAAUCUCCUUUCACGCAUGCUCCACAGUUUCUUCCGAGACGUUUGGUCGUAUCUUUCCUAAGCUCUGCAAUCUGACUCGUAUCGAUCUCACACAUACUCAAAUUACUCCGGAUGCGCUUCUUUCUUUACCGUCUUCGGCAAGUUUGACACAUCUCUCCCUAGCAAAAUGUGUCAAGUUGACUUCACAUGGUCUUUUGAAGUUUUUGUUGCUCCAUCCAUCCACACGAAAACUCGAGUGGCUCAAUCUCAUGUUUGAUGUAACAAAACCCUCACCACUUUCACCAAAAGACUUUGACACUAUUGUCCAUUAUCUGCCUCGAUCCGCCAGUAACAAGAUGAGAUAUUUAAAUCUUUCUGGUUUGCCGGUAAAAGAAUCUCAUUUGAAGUCUCUCUCGCAGCUCACCUCCUUGCAAUCGCUCUCGUUUGGCCAUGCUGACAUUCCUAUAGACAAAUUGUCGAAGUUCUUGACCCUGUUGCCAGAACUCAAAGUUGUCGACUUGACUGGAAACCCCUAUUUGAGUCUGUGGGCUGUACAAGGAAGCACUGCAUUGUUCAACGCUAAUCCGAACAUUGACAUAUUUGAGUUCUCUGCUGAUAUGCUUCUUAAACUUAAAGGAAUCAGUAUUCCAGGUUUUGACAUUGAAAUCGGCAGGGCACGUAGAGGGUGGAUUUACCGUAAAGUCAAGGCUCAAGAAGAACCUGUUUCUGAAGUGGCCACCAACACGACCUUCCCCGAGGCUUCUUUGGCACCAAUUUCUCCAACCAGGUCUUCCGGCUUUUCGUUUGCGAAUUUUGCCCAGGAGCGUCUUCGUCAACGCUCUGUGUCACCGCCCUUGGGCAUCAAUGGACCAAUCUCGAACACUCAUCAGAGCAGAUAUGGACAGUAUAAAUUUCACAAUCCACCUGUGACUCCAUUUUUGCGUAUAGACCAGUUGCCAGCUUGGGAAUAUGCUUCGCGUAAGAUCAAUAUGUCUGUGAUUAAUGUUGCGGGAACGUCGAUGAAUGAUGCAUGUGAAUUGCGCGGUAUCUAUGCUUAUUAUGGCUAUCAUAUUUAA
Sugiyamaella lignohabitans is the source of this 2895-nucleotide messenger RNA. RefSeq lists its product as uncharacterized. The transcript has a single exon. Bases 1 to 2895 code for a protein of 964 amino acids. NCBI's taxonomy places the organism in Eukaryota, Fungi, Ascomycota, Dipodascomycetes, Dipodascales, Trichomonascaceae. The record is from RefSeq and is a predicted model, not a curated record.